CCCCUCCUCAAUCAAACCACCAGAACAACCAGCAAAGCCUUCUUGCCAACAAUGAAUGCCUAGCUGAUGCACAAAUACCAGCUUUAUAAGAGACGCUCGACGUCAACAAACCCUCUUGUUCUUCCCUGACGCUUCAGCCAAAAGGAUUCUCUCGGUCACCUUGAAUCUCGACUCCACGCCGGAUCCAGCCUCACCCACCCUUACUUCGCUACCUCUCUUUCCUUUCAUUUCACUGCUUUGAGCCCACCCCUACCCAUAGAAACUCUCAUCGUAGUUCGGGAGCUUUGCCUCGACUACCUGCAGCUCCAUUCGCCUUGAGAUUGCUCAGACCAGCCCUCCAGUGUCGCCGCGCAAAGCAUUCAUGCCACAAGAGACUCCCGAGUUCCAUACAAAGACUUUGUCGCCGGUUUCUCCCCUUCCAAUCCAUCCAGUCGAGCCAUCCAACAUAUCUGUUCUUCGAAACCAAACCGACCCAAUCUUCAAUAUGACUUCGACGCACCUUGAUCCUGCCCCUCCCUCCCCAGCUGUAGCUGCGACGGCAGAACAUUCUUCCGAUUCCAUACCAGUGAAGCCCGAUUCCCCAUCAGCCGAGUCAAGCUUUUCCGACGCGUACAAGGAAGAAUCAGAGAAGGAAAUGGAAGAGAAGAAGGAUACAAUUGUCAACGAAAGUUCAGAUGUCAGCGACGACUAUGCUAUGACAUUCGAUUCUGAGGGAGAAGAACGCGCAGAUAGUGGGGAUAUAGCACAGGCAAACAUUGAGCCAGAGCCAACAUCUCUACCUGCUCAGACUACUCUAUCUUCUCCUCCUGUUCCCUCAAUCGACACUUCUAUCGCCCAAAAUGCUUUCCAACCGGGCCCAGCUGCCAUCCCCAUCCCUCCCAGCCCUUCUACCCUCCCAAGUACCGCCCAUGCCUCCGAAGGCUCUGAUGCCAGUACAGCCCCAAUCCCGAUGGAUACGACAGAAACCACACCUCACACGUAUGAAGCCAUUGCGAGUGGCGACAUAGACAUUCAGCAGCUGUUGGACAACAUUACAGCCAAUGCCGAAAAGAAUGAAUCAACUACUGCUGCCACUAAUCCAAUUACCCAGCCAUCUGCGUCUAUCCCAAAAGCCAGCUCCGGGCUCCCCACUCAUUCGAGUUUGCCUCCACGCCCUAAUCUUCCCCACAAGCGACCUUAUGAUGAUCAUCCAAAAUAUCAUGCAAAUGCUCCAGGUCUCCCAACCGCCGCUAGCUCAUAUAGACCUCCUGGGGUUGCUUCAGCUCUUAUUGCUGCUGGUGCUCCAGGUACGUCUACUGAUCCUAGAAGCGGGCUUCCCCCUCCACCCACUGCAUCAUUCCGGCCUCCGCCACCCUCCGUACUUAGUCCCAUCAACCAAGCUUCCAGUUCCCAGAUCAAUCGUUUGUCUGCUGCUCAAGGUCAGCAGACUCAAAGCGUUGAAUCUCAGGAAGAGGCUGAUGAAAUAGAUGCGAAAUGGGGUCCGGAGGUCCAGAAAGUUUACGAUGAAUUCCUUGACAAUGAGCGCAUGUAUGUCACAGAAGGACUGUGGGAUAGAUUUCCUUUGAACUCUCGACUCUUCAUAGGAAAUCUUCCAAGUGAGAAGGUCACAAAGCGAGAUAUAUUCCACGUUUUCCACCCGUACGGAAAGAUUGCUCAGAUUUCGAUUAAGCAAGCUUACGGCUUUGUCCAAUUCCAUGACAGCUCGGCUUGCUUUGCAGCUCUUGAUCGAGAACAAGGGGCAGAAGUUAGGGGGAAGAGAAUGCAUCUGGAAAUUUCGAAGCCACAGAAGAGCACUCGUAACACAUCAUCCACUGCCACGACGGUUGUGCGUAGAUCGAGAUCACCUGACUAUUCCAGAGGAAGCAUGCCUGACCGUGGUGGCCGCCAUCCACAAGGAGGUCGGAACGGAGAUCGAUACGACGGUCGCUCUGGACAGCAACCCAUGCGCCAAGAUGAAUAUGGGCGCCCAUUGCGUAUGCGGGAUGAUUAUCGGCCUCUCAGACAAGUAACCCCGCCCCGAGGAAAUCCACGCAGUCGCGAUGAGUAUCCUCCUCGUCGGGACUCUUACGAUGGCCGCGAGAGACGCCGAAGCCGCUCUCCACCUGCAGGCUAUGGUAAUCGGGAUAAUGGACGAUAUAGAGAGAGAAGCUUGAGUCCUAGAGCCCGAGAGGCUUUGGAGGACGAGGAUCUUCAAAUCCCUCGACGCGAUCCUAGAGCCGUUCCUGACGUCCAAAUUAUUUUACUGGAUCAACUCGACCGGGCAUUCGUCUCCUGGGUUGAGUCUGAGAUGCGGAGCCGAGGUGUAAACGUAGAAGUUAUGUUCCUCAGUCCACGACUUCCGCUUCAAGCAGUUAUCCGACGACAGAUCAUCGAAGGUGUCCAUGCCGUUUCGAAGCUGGACAUGAGAUCUCAAAAUCAGAGCAAAAUUUCGCUUCAGGUCUUUGACCGCCAAGGAGGAGCGAACAAUGUUCGAUUCGACGAGUACCAGGAUCUUGAUCCAAAAAUUGCUGCUGAGCUUGUCAUCCGCGCAAAGCACACCCCGCCACAAGUCCAUCAACCUCAAGCAUACGCUCCACCGCAGUAUGCUCCGGUCCAACCCCCCUAUCAACAACCGGCUCCUGCGCCAGUUACUCCUAACCUUGCUAGCUUGGUUGGGCAAUUGGACAAUGCUACAUUGCAGAAGCUUCUGAGUACUCUUCAACCGCAACAGCAGCAGAACAAUCAUGCUGUUGCCGCAAACUCCUCGAUUGAUCUUGCCGGUCUCCUUGGUGGAUUUGCACCACAACCACCUCAGCAGCAAAACUAUCAACCUCAGCCCCAACCUCAGCCCCAACACCAACCUGCUGCUGAUCCAUACGCGAAUCUUGCCAUUAACCCGGCUCUGGCCUCGCUUCUCGGUAACGGUGCACCGGCACAACAACCAGUCCAAACACAAACACCUGCGCAAACAGCACCUCAGCAACAAGUCCAAAAUAUCAUGGCUCAACUUGCUAGAUUCCGGCAAUGA
This is a messenger RNA of Cadophora gregata, 3007 nucleotides long. RefSeq lists its product as uncharacterized. The record is from RefSeq and is a predicted model, not a curated record. Lineage: Eukaryota; Fungi; Ascomycota; Leotiomycetes; Helotiales; Ploettnerulaceae. The coding region runs from base 362 to 3007 and encodes 881 amino acids. Gene Ontology annotation, molecular function: RNA binding. The transcript is spliced from 3 exons.